Molecule: messenger RNA, 921 nt
Organism: Rhinichthys klamathensis goyatoka
Lineage: Eukaryota; Metazoa; Chordata; Actinopteri; Cypriniformes; Leuciscidae
Product: gastrula zinc finger protein XlCGF49.1-like
Exons: 1
Coding region: 1-819 (272 amino acids)
Biological process (GO): regulation of transcription by RNA polymerase II
Molecular function (GO): DNA-binding transcription factor activity; RNA polymerase II cis-regulatory region sequence-specific DNA binding
Source: RefSeq, a predicted model, not a curated record
AUGAGGGAAGUGAAUGAAGACAAACAGCAUCAGUUUCAAAAAACACAUUAUUUCACAAAUGAAGAUGGAAAUGCAGUCGUUUCAAAGACUGAAGAGAAUUUCACACAGAAACAAGCUGGAAAAUCUGGAGUCAAAGGAUCUUUAACCUGUUCUGAGUGUGGAAAGAGUUUCGUAUCUAAAUCAACCCUGAACAAACACAUGAAGAUUCACACUGGAGAAAGGCCUUAUACAUGCACUCAGUGUGGAAAGAGUUUCAUAGUUAAAACAAACCUUAACCAACACAUGAAAAUUCACACUGGAGAGAAAUCAUUCACAUGCUCUCAGUGUGGAAAGAUUUUCAGUCAAAAAGGACACCUUAAGACACACAUGAUGAUUCACACUGGAGAGAAACCAUUCACAUGCUCUCAGUGUGGAAAGAGUUUCACUCAGAAAGGCUCUCUCAAAUAUCAUCUGCACCUUCACUCUGGAUUGAGAUCAUUCAGCUGUGAUCAGUGUGAUAAAACAUUUGUUUUUGAAUCCGGCUUAAGAGCACACCUUAAUGUUCAUUCUGCUGCGAAAACUCACUUUUGUUAUGUUUGUGGAAAGAGUUUUUCACAUCUUGGAUCUUUAAAAGCGCAUGAGCGUAUUCAUACUGGUGUGAGACCUUAUAUGUGCUUUGACUGUGGAAAGACCUGCACUUCAUCCAGCAACUUAAAAUCACACCAGAGAGUUCAUACUGGAGAGAAACUGUACAAGUGCUCUUCAUGUGAGAAGAGUUUCAGCCAUUCAUCUACUCAACUGAAACAUAAGAAAAAGCAUUGCCUGAAGGUGUCCAAGUGAGCAAAGUUCACUUCCAUAACUUGUAAAUAAGCAAAAGAUGGAAUUACAUUUAAUACAGUAAUUGAAUCUAAAAUUAGUAUUGAAGUUUGAUAAGGGGAACAG